Messenger RNA from Photinus pyralis (common eastern firefly), 840 nucleotides. Its product is annotated as short transient receptor potential channel 2 homolog. Bases 228 to 746 code for a protein of 172 amino acids. Gene Ontology annotation, biological process: GPI anchor biosynthetic process. Gene Ontology annotation, cellular component: glycosylphosphatidylinositol-N-acetylglucosaminyltransferase (GPI-GnT) complex. The transcript has 4 exons. The record is from RefSeq and is a predicted model, not a curated record. NCBI's taxonomy places the organism in Eukaryota, Metazoa, Arthropoda, Insecta, Coleoptera, Lampyridae.
UUUUAGGAUACUAAAUAACAUAAUAAAGGAGUAAAUUUUGACUUCCCCAAGACUUUCCCUGAGCAAAUCCAGCUAUAGCAUUCUUACUGGAGAUAAGCCCAUUGGAAGUGUUUCACCUACUGUUCUUUGCCGUUUUUGGGCAAACGUCGCCGGAGCAACUCCAAAGCAAACGUCACAAACAGACGCAAUGGACGGAAGCUCUUUUUAAGCUCAUUUUUGGAAUAUACAUGUUGGUGUCCGUUGUAGUUUUGAUAAACCUGCUAAUUGCCAUGAUGUCGGAUACUUACCAACGGAUCCAGGCGCAAUCAGACAUCGAAUGGAAGUACGGUUUAAGCAAACUGAUUCGAAAAAUGCACAGGACGACCACCGCUCCAUCACCGAUCAACCUAAUCACGACCUGGCUGAUUUACUUCAUCCAGCUUUGUAUUGCAAAAUCCAAAAAGAAAAGGAAACGUCCCAACAUUAUCGAGGUGAUAAAGACCUUCCAAAAUGCGCACGGUCUGAGCCCGCGAUCGAAGGCGGCCGCCAAAUGGCUAUCAAAACUACGAUCGAGAAGAGUGGUGCCCCAGGAGACUACACUGGCAGUACCGACAGUUUUCAGUUCGCCCACGGCCUCGCACGUCGAUGGCCAACUUCAUCAAACCUACAUUGAACACGUCGCUGAUUGGGAAGUUGUAGCUAAUAAGUAUCGAGCCCUAAUGGGAUACAUUGAGGAAAUCAUCGAAACGAAUCAAUCAGAUGAAUAAAAUUCAUUUGCUUAUAUUAUUAAUCGCACAUAUAAUAUCCAAUGGAGCAUGUUUGUAUCUAAAUAUACAAGUUUAUCUUAUUGUUAAUAAACAC